AUGGCCAACACCGACCGCAUGAGCUUCCUGCCUACCAUCAAGUGUUCGACUUGCUCUGUGGAUAUUGACAUCUCCCAGCUGGCUGAUCAUGUCUGUGCUCCAUCACCAGCAAAGAGCAAUGCGCCCCCGAGGCUUGACCGAGCUGCCACGUUUGGUCCGUCGACUGAAAACAAACCGAUGGGCCAGCAACGAACUGGUCGCAUGCCUCCACCGCCUAGGAUAAAUCCAUCCGCCGCCAAUAGACCCUUUCUCUCGCCGUCAUCCGCCAGCAGUUACAAUGACCCCAGUGCGCCCUCUCCCUUGUCGCCAGCUCGAGGAAGGCCACCCUUCAAAAUGAAUCGAAGCGCAACUAGUCCUAUGCCACGAGCGUAUAAUCCACCAUCUCCAGAUCUCCCAUUGAACAUGGAUUGUGCCUUUCCGCCGUUUCCCACUUCCGGUGCCGUCAAGAGGGGGAAAUCACGACACAGAGAUAAACUCGAUCCUCAUCCUCGGUACGCCGAAGCCAGCCCGUUGUAUGCACCGUUGAGCCCACGUAUGAAUGCCGGUGAAAAUAUCGCGAAGCGGAUGGACACAAUUGCUCCUGGGCCUUUCGAUGGGAGGGAAGGGGAUCGCAGGCCGUCAACCUCGGAUGGACGGAAUACUCCUGGACCAAAGGAGGCGCAGCCUGGACAUAAGAGGUCAGCGACGCAAGCCAGUACCAAGAGCAAUCCCGCAGCGGCCGAUCCGAGGAGUUCGUUGUAUUCGAAUCGAUCCCGAAGUUCCACGUUCUCCGGUCGCGGCGGCAGUCAAAAGCAAGAUCUAGAUCCCAUACCGCCAAUGCCUCCAUUGGUUUCCCAACACGAUGAAUCACAAUCGGAAGGAAUCGAAGCUUUCUUGACCCGCCUCCAAAAGGAGACUAUCGAAUUUCCAAAUAAAGGUUUCAAACGACGGUCACGGUCCUUUCCUGGCCGGCAGGAGAACGGAGAGGUCGGUGAUGAUGUUGCCCCGCGAAGACGGCCAUUGCAAUCUGGCCUCUUGUCACCGUCUGCAGAAAACUCGUCAACCUUGAAUCCUAGGUCCGUGAGCCCUAGUGCAUCCUACAAUGAGUCUCCUUCGCUUCCUCCAAUCAAGACGCACGGAAAACAUGUGACCUCAAACACUCUCCAUACCCCCUCGGAUUCUGGCCUAUCUCACGGAUCUUUCUCCAGCGACGGCAUGGUCAGCGCAGCGAGUUCACGUUCUAGCCCCGCUACAUCCGUGGAUUCGGGACCACAUUCGCGCAACGUAUCGAAAACUGAAAACGGUGUCUUUCCGAACGAUGAAUCUAUCCCACGAGUUGCGAGUCCAGAGUCCUUCAUGGACCCACGGACUCCGCCGAAACCGAUACCAGAAAGAUAUCCCGGGGCGCCGACAUACCCUGGAGCACCGAGAUAUCCCGGAGCACCGACGUACAAUAUGGCACCAAACCCCGCCCCAUUGCCCCGGCCGGGCACAUUUUCCAUCGAAGUCCCCGAGUCCCCCCUAGACCCAGCUAUUCAGCAUGGCCAUUUAUAUCGGGAUCCGCCAAGUCCACUGGAGAAAUUCCUUGGGAGUACGCCAACGACAAACGCGCCGAACGCCCCUAAAUCGCACCAGAAGGCUCCGGAGCCUGAACCAGUAACGCGUACCGAGAAACGCCCCACUGGAACGGGCCGUGGAAAGUGUCGAGGAUGCGCAGAGCCCAUUAUUGGCAAAUCCGUAAAAGAUUCUUCCGGCCGUCUUACUGGACGAUAUCACAAGCAAUGCUUCGUUUGCAAGACUUGCCGUUCACCGUUUCCAAGCGCAGAAUUCUACGUCUUCGAUAACUCGCCUUACUGCGAGCAGCACUACCACGAGCUCAACGGCUCGCUCUGCAGAACGUGCAACCGCGGCAUAGAGGGGCAAUAUCUGGAGACGGAUCAGCGCCACAAGUUCCACCCGAGAUGCUUCACCUGUUUGACAUGCCGUGUCAUCCUCCGGGAUGACUACUACGAAGUCAACGGAAAGGCAUAUUGCGAGCGGCACGCAUAUGCCGUCCAGAAGAGCAUGUCGUCGCUGGCCCCUGGGCCGAAUAACCGGUUCCUGAAUAACAACCUUCAGAAGAGGAGGACCAGGCUCAUGAUGAUGAUGUGA
This is a messenger RNA of Westerdykella ornata, 2130 nucleotides long. RefSeq lists its product as uncharacterized. Bases 1 to 2130 code for a protein of 709 amino acids. The record is from RefSeq and is a predicted model, not a curated record. The transcript is spliced from 3 exons. Lineage: Eukaryota; Fungi; Ascomycota; Dothideomycetes; Pleosporales; Sporormiaceae.